AUGGUGACUGAAGAAGACGAUGUUUCGUCCACGUCUAGAUGUAAGGAUGCUGAAGAAUUGACAGUGAUGAGUGAUGUUAAGACAAUCACUGAUGAUGCCGGGGUAGUUGUUGAUGUUGCCGAUGCUUCAGCAGCUGCCAAGAAGAAAAAAAAGAAAAAAAAGAAGAAGAAAACCGAAGAAGGAGCUGUUGCCAAUGAAGAUGAAAAUGAGGUUGAUAAAAUUGCAGAAAAAUUAGGAAAUACUUUGAAUGAUAAAAAUGAUACUGAAACUGCUGGAGAUGCCAGUUCAACCAGCAAGAAGAAGAAAAAGAAGAAAAAAUCAGCAGCUGCUUCAGCAGGAGACACACCGGCUCCUUCAGCUCCACCAGGGGUUAAAAAGCAGACUGUGCCCCCAUCUGUUCCUAUUGUGGAGCUAUUCCCUGAUGGUAAUGUUCCUGCUGGCCAAGAAACUGAGUAUCCCACACCAAAGCAUCCUCUUGAUCAUCGAACAGCUAAAGAUCGAUUCACAAGUGCAGAGAAAAGAGCCCUGGACAGGGCUCAUGAGAAUAUUUACCAGGAGAUUCGUACUGCAGCUGAAGCACAUCGGCAGACACGGUUGUACAUGAAAGAUUAUAUCAAGCCUGGAAUGAAGAUGAUUGAUAUUUGCGAAACCUUAGAAGGAAUAGCAAGGAAAUUAAUCAAUGAAAAAGGUUUGGAAGCUGGUUUGGCUUUUCCAACCGGUUGUUCAUUGAAUCACUGUGCUGCUCAUUACACUCCAAAUGCUGGCGACAACACAGUUCUGCAAUAUGAUGAUGUAUGUAAGAUUGAUUUUGGAACGCAUGUCAAUGGUCACAUAAUUGACUGUGCCUUUACAUUAACCUUUAACCCCAAAUAUGAUGACCUGAUAAAGGCUGUGCAAGAUGCCACAGAGACUGGCAUAAGGGAAGCUGGCAUAGAUGUCAGGCUGUGUGACAUCGGAGAGGCUAUCCAAGAAGUCAUGGAAUCUUAUGAAGUGGAAUUGGAUGGGAAAACUUAUCAAGUGAAGUCUAUUCGUAAUUUGAAUGGUCACAUGAUAGGUCCAUACAGAAUCCAUGCUGGCAAGACUGUGCCAAUUGUGAAAGGGGGAGAGGCAACCAGAAUGGAGGAACUUGAGUUCUAUGCUAUUGAAACUUUUGGCAGUACAGGAAAAGGUGUUGUUCAUGAUGACAUGGAAUGUUCUCAUUAUAUGAAGAAUUUUGAAGUUGGGCAUGUCCCACUUAGGGUGGCCAAGUCAAAGCAACUGCUGAAUGUCAUUAACCAAAAUUUUGGCACUUUAGCAUUUUGUCGCCGCUGGCUAGACCGCCUUGGACAGACCAAGUAUCUGAUGGCUCUCAAGAACCUCUGCGAUUCAGGCAUUGUUGUCCCUUACCCCCCACUUUGUGAUGUCAAGGGCUGCUACACGGCACAAUUUGAACACACCAUACUGCUGCGGCCAACCUGCAAGGAAAUCAUCACUCGCGGACCAGAUUACUGA
Messenger RNA from Acanthosepion pharaonis, 1491 nucleotides. NCBI's taxonomy places the organism in Eukaryota, Metazoa, Mollusca, Cephalopoda, Sepiida, Sepiidae. The record is from the annotation of a GenBank genome assembly.